UAAACCCUUAUAUGUUUGGGAUGCGUUAGUGAGCCACAGUGUAAAAUUUAUCAUUUUAAAGCCAGAGUUAUUAGCGCGUAAUGUGGCGCCACGCGUCAUUGUAAUGCACGUUGCGUUUGCCACGCCCUCAGAUUCGCAAUUUGAAAAAACGAACUUUCCAAACUACCUCUAUAUAUCUCGGCGACAAGUAACGAUCUCUCUCUCGCCGCCAUUGCCAUGAACAUCCUUCCGACAUCGCGUUUGCUUCGCCCUCAGAUCGCAGUGGUGAAAUAACGCCGUCCUCUCCGCACACAGAACGAACUCGGGACUUCCGAACCGCCGUCAUGAACAUCCUUCCGAAGAAGCGCUGGCACGUCCGCACGAAGGAGAACAUCGCCCGCGUGCGGCGGGAUGAGCAGCAAGCGCGCGAGGAGGAGGACGAGCGACAGCGGAGGAGGGACCUCGCCGAACAGGAGGCGCGCACCGACACGCUCCGUCUCCGUGCGAGGAAGCGUCUCCGCGACGACGGCGACUCCGACUCCAAUGACGAAAGCGCGGGUAAGCGACGCCGCGUCGACACGCCACGCGGAACCGAUGAUGACACCGCCGCCGUCGUUGGGAGGGAGGCUCCCUUGCCACGGGAACAUGUGAACCUGUUUGCGGACCUUCAGGCGGGCGACAAGCGGACGGGGACGAACCGGGAGUACGAGGAGGAGAAGCGGGCCGAGCAGGAGAAGUACGAGAAGCAGAUCGGGCUGCUGACCUACCUUGGGGAGAGCGCGCGCGAGCCACCGCCGUGGUAUGCCCGCUCGUUGCCGUGUGAGCCGACCUCGCGCGACGACCCCGACGCCGCCGCGGACGUCGCGAAAAAGUCUCGCAUGGACCCGAUCAUCGUCAUGAACAAACAUCAGCGCGCAAAAUCGACCGGAGCGAAGCCGGAAGCGUUUCGCGCGCUGACGAGCGGCGGCCGACGGGAAGGUGACCGCGAGGGGUUCGGACAGCGGCAGGUGCGCAUUUCAUCACCACCGGCACCAGGCGGCGGCCGGCGGGAACGUAGCCUCGACGGGAGCAGAGCGACACCUCAGAAGAAGAGCCAGCGCAAACACAAGCACAAGCACAAGCACAGGAGAAGACGCAAUAGUGAUAGUAAUAGCAAUAGUGGUAGCAGUAGCGAUAGUAAACGCAAGGACAAGCACAGAAGAAAACGCAAUAGCAGUAGCGGUAGCGAUAGCGACGAGAAAAAUGGCAGAAUCACAACGAAUAAAUCGACAUCGGAUAUCAAGACCGUGGUGCAGCUACGUGCGGAGCGCCUGCGACGGGAGAAGGAGGAGCGCGCGAGGACGGAGAGGCUGCUGGCGAGAGUACGGGGGGAGAAACUACCGGAGGAGAAGGCAGCGGAAGCCGUGGAGAAGGAGUCGUGGCGAUACAACUCGCAGUUCAAUCCCGACUUUGUGCGCAGGCCGAAACCCCGCCAUAGCAUUUAAACCUAAUACGUGUGACGAAACGGUGAAUACGAUGUACUACGUCCCGUAUGUGUUUCCGUUUUAAUAAUCUUCGAAAAGUAAAAGGAAGGUAAUUGUAUGUCUUGCGCACUGGUGCAGGUAGGUACAUAGUUCGAAAAUAUGUAAAUGCUUGUUGGAAAUGAAUUGGUUUUACAUGGAAUUCUAAUGCAUUUUUUAUGUAUGUAUAUAAUAUCAGGAGUAAGAUAAUAUAGAGGAGUAUGACUCUCCAAAACAUGUGAAUUUCAA
Priapulus caudatus is the source of this 1727-nucleotide messenger RNA. RefSeq names its product leukocyte receptor cluster member 1 homolog. The record is from RefSeq and is a predicted model, not a curated record. NCBI's taxonomy places the organism in Eukaryota, Metazoa, Priapulida, Priapulimorpha, Priapulimorphida, Priapulidae. Bases 324 to 1463 code for a protein of 379 amino acids. The transcript has a single exon.